This is a messenger RNA of Aspergillus pseudoviridinutans, 3420 nucleotides long. RefSeq names its product putative C6 finger domain protein (gene clcA). Bases 1 to 3420 code for a protein of 1139 amino acids. The record is from RefSeq and is a predicted model, not a curated record. Lineage: Eukaryota; Fungi; Ascomycota; Eurotiomycetes; Eurotiales; Aspergillaceae. The transcript has 5 exons.
AUGAUUGGAACGGACGAUAAACCACAUUCGCUCCCUCCUUACUCCGGCCCUCCUCCCCCUCCUCAAAUGCAUCAUCGCAUUCCUCCUGAGGCCGCGCAUGGCCUGGCAAAUGCGCCGGGAGCAUACGAUCAGCCAUGGCGCCCCUACCCGCCGUCCUUCGAGCAUCAUCACGCGGAGCAGCGACGGGCCUCCAAUCCCCCCCAACCUUCCCUGCCCUCCCACGGGUAUUCUGUCAUGCCGAAUCGAGAGUUGCCUCAGCUACCUCCCGACGGGCCGUAUGGUCGGCCAAAUAGUUUGCCUGCUCCCAGUCUCACCCCGACAGAAUCGCAUCCGCCGACUUUCCGUCCUAUGAAUGGAGCUUCGCAUGAUUCCAUCCCCCAUUCGACACCGACCCAUCCAGCUCCUCCCCCUCAGUCGGCCCCCCCCGACUUUCGUCCGCGGAUGACAUAUCCCCCUCAAGAACAGAGCAGUAAUGGCGAUGGGCCCCCUCCCCCUCCUCCAGCUCCACAUACGAUGCCUCCAACCCAGUUUCCGACGCAAGUCCCGCAUAUUUCACAUACCCCUGCUCCGUAUGAGCCGAACUAUUACCAGAAUCAAGCCUUUGGUAUGCGUCAGCGCAAGGCUGCCCGGGCCCAACAGAGCAAGAAAGGCAAAGUGCGACGAAGGGCGGCCUGCCUGCAGCCACUGCAAGGAGAACAAUUUGAUAUGUGUCUACAAAGAAGUUCCCCCCCACAAGUGCGUGACCUGCCUGAUCUCGGUCCUUCGGUUGGUUGCUUGUUGGAUACUGACCCUCAAGCUAGACAGGAAAAGGCCACCCAGCAGAUCUUGGACAAGAUACAAUAUCUGGAAGAUAAGCUCGACGAGCGUCUGACGCAUUUUCAAACUGUACAGAUGGAACAUGGGAUGCAGCUUAAUAAAAUUUCCAAUGAGGUCGGGUUGAAAGAGCCAAAAAUUUUGGCUGUCAAAGAUGCCACGCGAUCAAUGCCACCUAAGCAGACACUUGAUAGAUUGCUGAAACCAAGUGCUGCUGAUCUUUUGCUUGAGUCAGAAUCAAAGAAUGGAGAGGGAAUGCAGCAGUUGGAUUCAAAUGACCCCCCAGGGCAGAGUUAUGUGGAAAGGGAGGACGGUGAGCUGUCCAUCCCCGUGGAACAUACAACAGCUGCCCACAAGUUGCUGUCCUGGCCAUCGAUCAGGAAUCUACUGUAUCCCCGCGAGUACGACGAAGAUUAUGUGAUGAAGCUUGAAGAGCGACGUGGCUUGAUUCGCGUCUAUGGCCGAGGUGAGGGCGACGACACAAGUGAGGAUCGCAUGUCGCCAGCCCCAUUGACUAGUUCGAAUUCCAGCAGCGGAUGGGAUGAUACUCAUGCUCACCGAGCAUCGCCGAGUAGUCCUUGGACGCAGAGCGCUCAUCCCAGCGGUUUCCCGCAGAAGCUUCGAGACAAGGGGGUUGAUGAGUUUGGUACUCUGUGGGCCGAUCCAGACACCGUCCGUCGAUAUCAUCGCAGUUAUCUGGAGCACAUACACAAACUUCAUCCCUUCCUCGACCAGGGGGACCUAGAUAAGAAGAUCGAAAUGUUCAUUAAGUUCCAUUGCUUACCGAAGACUUCCGGAUCAACGCCUACAGGGACUGGCGACCUCCCAAGGGGUGCAAAAAGAAAAAGGUCAUGUGAGACUUUGCAAGGUGCGGCGUGUGAUUUUCCAACUUCCGCUGGCAUUAGGACAGAAGCGACGAGCCGUCGCAUUGAAAAGUCAAUCGACAAUGCUGUUCUCCUUCUCGUGCUUGCGCUGGGCAGCAUCUGCGAAGUGGGAGCACCAGUCCCUGGUCCUGUCACUGAUAACCCCCCGGAUUUUCGCAAAGAGUGGAUCCCUGGGCCGCCCACGCGUAGCAUCCUAUCUCCCGCUGGAUCUGACAUGAUCGUUCCAGCGCAGGGGAGCUUCUACGCACCCCACGCUGUCCCGUCUCCCUCGCCUGUUGACGGCCGGAGAAGUGUCGGAGGCCGGUCAGCGUCAUCAGGCCGAGAGGUGCCUGCCAAUCGACAUCUCAGAAACGUCGAUGUCAUCCCGGGUUUAUCUUAUUAUGCAUAUGCCACGCAGAUCCUUGGAGGCCUCCAAGGGGCCAAUGGUUUGCUUCAUGUUCAAGCGGCUUUGCUCGCGGGACUUUACGCCGGCCAACUAGCGCAUCCUUUCCAGAGUCAUGGGUGGAUAUACCAAGCCGCUCGCGCUUGCCAAGUACUCAUUCGAUCGAAACGCUAUGACCAGAUGCAGGAUGGCCCUCUGAAAGACCUCUACGAUUUCGCGUAUUGGACAUGUCUUCAGCUUGAGAGUGAUAUUCUUGCAGAGCUUGAUCUCCCUGCCAGUGGCAUUUCUCGUGCAGAGUCACGUAUAGGUCUACCAAAGGGACGCUUCACACUUGCUUUGCCAAAUGAGAUCUGCGCGCCUAGUACCAUGAUGAUGUUUUUCUAUUCUGCCCAAAUCCACCUCCGGAAAGUCCUUAACCGUGUCCACACUGAUCUGUACAAAGUUGAGAGACAACAAGGCUCGAACAAUGCAAACCCGGGCAGCGCCACUAAUGCCGCUGGUUCUGCAAGCGCUGUCAACGCUGCAAUCGCUGCAAUCACAGCUAAUCCUUCCAGCAAUACUACAACCACGAACAGCUCGAGCAACAACCGGUGGACCUCAAACGUGCAGGAAAUUCUUAGCAUGAAUCUCGAACUGUGGCGAAAUAGUCUUCCAGAGAUCAUGAAGUGGAAAGACACUGAUCCCCCCUCGAAUGACAUAAAUGUUGCUCGCAUGCGGGCCAAAUAUUACGGCGCGCGAUACAUCAUCCAUCGUCCUCUUCUAUAUCAUGCUCUGCAUUUUGCUGGACUCCCCAAUCCCAAUCCAACCUCCGCAUCAGUUGAGUCACCCGCCGGGUCCGUUCUCUCUGGCCCGAAAUCUCAGCAGGUUUCGCCCUCGUUACCGCACAGUCAACGGGCUUCAAACAUGGCACGUCUGUCGAGCGAUAUGGGCAUAGCAGUCCAUAGCGCUCCCCCUUCCUUCCAAGGAGGCUCGAUGGGCACCAUUGCAUACCGAGACCUUCCGCCUAAGCUACGACGAGCCUGCAAAGUAUGCAUCGAUUCUGCAAUCCUGAGUACAGAGGCCUUUGAUGGAAUCGAAGGUCGUCCGAUCGUGACAAAUAUCUUUGGAACUGCUCAUGCGCAAUUCGGCAAUAUGCUCGUGCUGUCUGCGACCUACAUGUCGUGUCUCUCAGAGCUGGUGGACCGAAAUGUGCUGGAGAAACUUCUCAAGCGAACAAUUAGAUUCCUGUUGCAGAGCCGAUAUAUCUCCCCUAGUCUUCGAGCCGACGCACGGAUCCUCACCGAAAUCUAUGAGAAGAUUUUCGGAGAGCCCGCCACGAGUUUCUCAUCCGCCUAUAGCUAG